Molecule: messenger RNA, 2219 nt
Organism: Solanum dulcamara
Lineage: Eukaryota; Viridiplantae; Streptophyta; Magnoliopsida; Solanales; Solanaceae
Exons: 4
Coding region: 696-1154 (152 amino acids)
Biological process (GO): Golgi to plasma membrane protein transport; Golgi to endosome transport; protein localization to Golgi apparatus
Cellular component (GO): Golgi membrane; trans-Golgi network
Source: RefSeq, a predicted model, not a curated record
UAUCUCCUUCCUUAUUCAUAUCUUCACUGUUAUUUUUCCUUAAACUUUGACCAAUCUCGCCCUUGAUUUAGAUCAGAUUUUGUCCCCUUGGUGUAUUUUUUAAAGAUAAUUUUGACACACAUCAAUGAUUGUAUUUUGGUGUGUUUCUGAGGUUGAAUUAUACUUCAGAUUAAAGAGUACUUUGGUGGGUUUGGAGGGAAUUUAAAAAGUAGACCUUUAAUAUUUGAAUACCCCAGCUACAAACGUCAAGAUUGUAUUUUUUGUGUGUUGUGGGAGUUGAAUUUUGAUUCAGAUCACAUAGUAAUUUGAUCUCUUUUGUGGGAGUUGGAGAAAUUGAUUCUUUUUUUGUUUUUGAGUGGAAGAACUCAGCAAGAGUAAUCAAAGAUUGUAUUUUGGUUUGUUUUGAGGUUGGUUUUUUAAUUCAGAUCAGAGAGUACUUUGGUGGGUUUUGAGGAAAAUUGAAAGUUGGGAUUUUGAAGUUGAUUUUUGAUUCAGAUUAAAGAGUGCUUUUGUAGGUCUUGAGAGUUGGGUGUUUAUUUGUGAGGAAGGAAAUAGGCAAAAGUAUAUCAAAGAUUGUACUUUUGGUGUGUUUUGAAGUUCAGAUUUUAAAGAAAAAAACACAUACUUCAGAGUGCAUUUGAGGGAAUCAAAAUCUUGUUGGUUGUGUGUUGGUGGGGAAAAGUUAAGCAACAGUCAUGUUCUAUGGUGCAGUGGUGUGGGAUCCGUGGCUAAUUGUUGCCCAAAUUGGAUGUAUUCAAUGCAUAUACUAUUUGACACUAGGGAUAUUCUUGGAAAUUCUUGUAGGGACCCGUAUUUCUCGAAUGAGUCUUGUCUAUUUCUUUGAUUACGCCGCUGUUACUGCUUCAACUGUCACCGGAUGGUGCGUCAUUGCUUCCUUUCUUCUCAGUUCACUUGCUGGAGCUGGCAUUUUACUCUAUUUGAUUGAGAGGGCAAAGAAAUGCCUAGAUUUUUCUGUAACACUCUACAUCAUCCAUCUAUUUAUAUGCAUUGUCUAUGGUGGUUGGCCUUCCUCGAUAACAUGGUGGAUUGUGAAUGUUACUGGGCUUGCUGUGAUGACAUUGUUAGGUAAAUAUUUGUGUAUAAAAUGUGAAUUACGAGAAAUUCCCAUUACAAGAUACCGAUCAAGUGUUUGAUUUAGUAGAUGUUCAACAGCAAACAACAUUUUUCCUUUAGUCAUGCAGCCGGUGGCUUCUUUGACUCAUAUACUAUUUGAGAAGAUUUGAAGUGUCUCUAUGCAAUUUAUUUCUCAUGCCUGUGGCAAUGACAUAUCAGGGACUGCUAGGAUAUUGCCAAAUCUGCAGAGAAAGACAAGCUAAGCAGCUGAGUUAUUAGGUGAUUUCUUUUCAAUCUGAAGAAACCUUAGAAAGAAAGUAUAGCAACUUUAAUUGGAUGUUCGUUGUUGCCAAGCUACCUGUAUAUUAAGUUAUUCACUCAGCAUUGAUCAUUUGUCAAGUUGUAUAGUGUUGCAGCCAAUAUUCUGAUCAGACAAUUAGAAGUUCUUUGGUCCUACUUGUUACUGCUGGCUUGUCUUUCCUUGGGUUUGAACCAGGAUAAUUCAAAUGGCUUGAGUUAACUAAUAUAUCAGAAUAAUCUUCCAGGCCCUUUUCUUUUGGCUGAAUACGAGAAAAAGCAAGUACAUUACCUGACAUAUUGAAGAAAAGUUGCUAAAUAUAGACUUUAUGAAGUUCUAUUUAGAACAUGUAGAAUGAAACUGAUUUUUUUGAAUGUUUCAAAGUGCACAAAGAGAUGGUACAGCAAAAACAUGUCAUCUUCCUUGAUUAUGAAUGAAGAGAAAAAGUUGGAGAUUCUUAUCUUCUUUGGUGAUGUAUGGUAAUAACGACACAAAGUAUAUUGUGCUGUGUUAUAACAGUGGAACGUGAACUAUUAGAUGUUUACUAUCACAUGAGUUCGGUAUUGAAUGGGAACAUGCUUAGUGAGGAUUUAUAUAGCUGACUCUAACUUGUUUGAGAUUGUGAGUCACAAUUUGUGACAUUUAUUUAGCCUAUUGUUUGAGAUUGAGGCACAGUAAUAGUACUAUUAGAAGAGAAUCAUAUAGAUUUUUGGACAACAGGAAAGAAUAGGGGCUGCCCACUUGUAAAUUUAAUGUGCUUCAUGUACAAAAUGAUUUUUUUUUAGACAUUACACUAAUCUCUUCAUAUAAGUUAAAGAUGUAUUAGGCUUUUCACUUUACCACCACA